Molecule: messenger RNA, 561 nt
Organism: Ambispora gerdemannii
Lineage: Eukaryota; Fungi; Glomeromycota; Glomeromycetes; Archaeosporales; Ambisporaceae
Source: the annotation of a GenBank genome assembly
AUGUCAGCAAACAACGCACAAGUGAUCUGGUACGGGGGCGGGAAAACCGAUGAUCAUUCAAGUGACUCAGAUAUUUAUAGUGAUAAUAUAUCUGAAAGUGGAUCAGAGAAUUGCAGUGACUAUGGUUCCGACUAUGAAUCAGAUACUGAAACAAGUACUAUUAAGUCACCAAUAUCCCAACCCCCUAAUAUAGAAAAACAAAUGUCUAAUUCGACAAAUUCUACAGAUCAAGUGAGCUCCAUAUAUCCUGGUUCCACCAAGACUGCUUUCAUUAAGAGGCAAGAAAAAUUCGAUGAUAAAUUUACCUCAAAGGGUUUGCUAAAUAAAAUUCGUGAAAUUGCUUCCUCACCUGCCAGAGAUAUGGCAGAUAAAAAAGGUUCGCUGGGAGAUUUACAUUUAUGGGACUACCUCUUGCAUAAUUAUGAAGCAAAGAGCAGAAUUAGUUUAUACGAUGCGUAUAAAAGAGAUGAAUUAACUAAUAGAUUGGUUAUUCAAGUAGAACAAGAGCAUUAUAUUGAAUUCUUGAUUGCAAUUGGGAAGAAAUUCUCAAAGGACUGGUAA